AUGGACGUUGACCCGAACCCUGUGCAGCAACAACGUUCCUCACGCAAACACCUACGCAGCAGUUCUGACGACACCAACCUGGCAUGGAGCUCGGACGAAUCCGGUCGCUUCGAUGACGCAGACGAGCGUGAGCUGGAGUUCUUCAAAUCGCCAUCGGCCAAGUCAGCCAAGCGGCGCCGCUCGAAUGACUGGCCGCUCCCGGACGAAGCUGCGGACUACGGACAUCAUGAUCGGCGCGCGCGCAAUGGAGCUGGCGGUCUAGGCGCCAGUCUCGCAGCUCCAUACAAGUCAUCGCCUCGGGCGUCACCACGGGGUUCUUCGCGCGCAAGACACAGCGCCGCGGCUGCCAAUAGUCCGCGCAAUCUCCUAGCGCGGCGGUCGCGCUUUGUUGAGGCGACUAUGAUCGACAGUGUUAGUGAGAAGCCGCCGAGUAUCUUCAUGCAGGAGAAGAAGCAGGCCGCUGCCCAGAACCGCGGAUCUGGGAUCUUUCGAUUUGGAAAGGCUAUUGCCUCGGCCUUCAAUCCGUUCGGGGGCUGGGGCAAGAGCUCACCGGAGAGUGCCAACAAGUCGCCUCAGAAAGACGCUCUUACGCAGGCAGAGCAGGCCUAUGCGGAGCUCAAGAAGGCCGGAUACAAGGGCACAAACAAGGGCGCUUACCUGGAAAGCGCAAAUGUUGACCAGGCCCAAGCCGACCAGACAUGGCAGGAUAUACGGGAAAAGAUGCUCUCCGGAAACCCGACAUCUCAUUGCGGAGAAAAGUAUGGCUUGGGCACACCAUUGCGCUCUCCACAGCGCUCUCCGACGAAAUCCUCGAAGCGCUCAUCUCUUCAAGAUCUGCGGUCAUUGGGACUUCCUUUUAUGAGGUCCCAUGAACAAGUUACAACCGCCCCACCCACGUACCAAGAUCGAUCAUCCGAGGACCUCGAGCCAAAUGGGCUCCGAAGACAGAAGUCGAAGAAGGAAAUGAAUCGCCAGGCCAAGCUAGUCAAGAAGGUCAGCAACCUUGAAGAUAAGCUAGACCGUGCUCGACGCGAGCUUCGUGAACUAAGCAGCAAUGAGGAGCGAGUGCCCGCACCUAUUCCAGAGUCAAUAGAGUCCGUGCGUAUGAGUAUGGACAUGGACCCUGGCAUCUUUCCUCGCAAGUUUGUCCCAGGUGCACUUCCCACGCUGCCCUCGGAGCGACUGCUCGACCAACAAGACCCGGAAUCCAAAUCGCCUGAGCCCGGGAUGGACGGCGUCACAGCUUUGCCAUCCAUGGAGGGCCGAGAAAGUUUCUCACUCGAGAAACCGUUGAGAUCCCCGAGCUCAUCACCUAUCAAGACCCCAAAGGGGCGGUCGAAAGAAUCACGACCAUCUUCCAUGGGUAAGGAAAGCUCCUCCCGUAAAAGGAAGUCACCAGUUCCUGAACAAAUCGCUAGUCGGAAUCCUAUUCAGCCCCAUUCGACGGACUGCCACGACGACAUCCUCCAACCGGCCGAGCUGGAGCAGCUGAUCGACCUCGGCCUACUCAGCCCAACUCGACAAGCCAAGUGGCAGAAACUCGAAGCCGGCGACAGCCCCGGCUCCAUCGAACGCAAGCGAAACACCGGUGUUGACUACGCCACAGCAGGCGAAGCAGGCUCAAUGCACAGAAGAUCCCCAUCAGUUCAGCCCCGACCCUCACCCGGCCUCAACCGCUCACCAAGCUCUAAGGCCGUAAGAUCCCCACCUCCACUGCGCAUGCGCCGUGGCCACUCGAGUUUACGGUCCGUCUCGCCGACGCACGCCGUUGCGAAAUCGCAAGAAGCCCCAAGCGACUGUCUUUCACCUUCGCCACCCUUGGAAACUCACAAUGCAUUCUAUCUUCAGCAGCAACGCUCCCUUGAUCCCGAUCGUACGCCUCGCUCUUCUCCGACUAAGUCAACCGGCUCUCCGUCCAGGCCUGCCCAUACACGCCGCCGGAGUCGUCAGGAGAAGGACAUUCCUCCCGUUCCGCCUCUUCCCAAAGAGCUUCGCAAUGAUGCUGCAAAGGUCACCAAUUCGCCGUCGAAGAAGAAGAACCCGAGGGAUAGUCUCGCGUCUGUUCUCGAGCCGCAGUCCCCUUCGACUCAGAACAGACGGUCAGCCGUGCUUGACGAGUACCCGUGGCCUUCGGACAUAUUCUGA
Messenger RNA from Penicillium atrosanguineum, 2145 nucleotides. RefSeq names its product putative nuclear RNA binding protein. Lineage: Eukaryota; Fungi; Ascomycota; Eurotiomycetes; Eurotiales; Aspergillaceae. The record is from RefSeq and is a predicted model, not a curated record. The coding region runs from base 1 to 2145 and encodes 714 amino acids. The transcript has a single exon.